Messenger RNA from Cladocopium goreaui, 3843 nucleotides. The record is from the annotation of a GenBank genome assembly. NCBI's taxonomy places the organism in Eukaryota, Dinophyceae, Suessiales, Symbiodiniaceae.
GACUCACAGCAGGAUCUUUUUGGUUUGCAGCGUGAUGAAUUUUCAGAUGUGGCUGAUGAUUCUUUUCUUCAUGUGCAUGGUUUUGCAGGCUCUGAUGCUGAGGGCAGUCUUGAUUUGCCGCUUGACCCUGAACAGAACCUGGAACAGGGCUCAACUUUGUCGGAGGGCUCCCAGAAACGCUUCCUGGAGCCCAGACCGAAGUCCAGACCUCAGAGCCUUGUGAGUGGAGUCACACGCAGCCUUGGAGUGAAGCGCACUGCAGAUGAGUUCGCAUCCAUGAAGGCAUUGCGCUUCUCAAAUGCCCUGCUUGGUUUUUGCAAGACCAGCCUUGAUGACAUGCUCAGUGCACGUGUUGUGGGGGCCUCACAUGCCAUAUAUCUUACAAAGAGGGUGCGCCGGCCAGCAGAGGUGCUCACUGUCUCUGAAGUUCAACAGCUGGAAUCCAUUUGUUUGCAAGAUGAGUUGCUGCAUCACCGUGUCAUUGCUGGUCAUUUUCUCUUUUGCCUGAUGGCUGCUGCAAGGUGGCAUGACUCAAUGCAUGUUGUUUCCAUGGAACUGUCGAAGGCAGACCACCUUUGCUUGUUGGAGGCGGCAACGUCGAAGCACAAGUCGUCCCGCACCAAGGAACAACAAAGGGAGCUGCUGCCUUUCACGGCACUGGGACAGACCCUGGCUGGUGAAAACUGGGCAGAUUCAUGGUUAAGUGCAAGAGAGGAUUCAGGCAGCUUUGCAUGGUGCCACUUUUUGUGUUCCUGGUCCGAACAUCAAGGCGAUUGGGCAGACACAAAGAUGUCAACUGCUGAGGCCACAUUCUGGCUGAGGGAAUUGCUGGAGCCCGUGGUCGGGCCUGACCGGUCGGCGGUGCUGACUGUGCACGGCUUGAAGGCCACGAUGUUGAGCUGGGCAGCUAAGAGCAUGUUAUUCACCCCGGAGGAGCAAUUGGCGCUUGGACACCAUGUGAGCUCUCACUACAAGUCUGCGCUGAUCUACUCCCGUGACAAUCAGAUCGGCCUUUGCAAAAAGAUUCAUGACAUGAUGGACAAGAUCAAGGCAGGUACUUUCAACCCUGAUGGCAGCCGUGUUCAAAGGUUGCUGCAGCUUACGAUGGCCAGGGCUCAAGAAUUGCAGUCGGAUGAUGACAGUGACACCUCAUCCACCUCUACUGAUGCUUCAAGUGUGGCCUCAUCAGAGGGCGAGCACCGCGAGCAGGAACCGUCCUCUUUUAGACGGUUGGAUGCAGCAGAUAUUGACCGAGAUCACUGCUUCAUCAACACACGAUCCAGGGUCGUUCACUUGCAGCUUCUGGGACAACAGAAAUUUUGGUGUGGAAGAUGUGCCUCCUCAUCAUUCAGGAAGGCAUCCAUGGAUGAUUUGGCCAAUGCGGAGACUGUGAUUUGUGCCAGACCAUUCAACAAGAACCCGAUGCCUAACAUGUUUCAUUUGCAUGUGGCAGAGGCAUUCUUACGUAGGAACCUUGCCUACGACCUGGCUGGAAUUGGAACCUUUUCAGUGAUGGAUUUGUGGACGCAGAAGCUUUUUGAAAAGAUGAAUGAGGCCCCUUUGGCAAAUUACCGCAGUAUUUCAGCUGAGCAGAUUCUCAGCGCUGACAAGGCUCUUUGGGUAAAGCUGUCAAACGAAACCAGGGGACAGCUUCAGCCCAAAACGGGAGAUCCAAAGGCAUUUGACGAGCAGUUGAAUUUCACCCCUACACAUUUUGUGGAGGAUGCAGUUUUCACCUUGCAACCAGCUGAAUACCCUCCACUGCUAUGCAACCGCAUGGCUGAAUGUGUGCGAAAGUCGGCCGAACAAAUGGUGGUAUUCCCAAGCCUUCAACCACGCUUGAAGGAGCUGCUCAACCUCAGCUUGGGGCAUCAGCCCUUGCGGCACGAGCCGUUGAUUCCAGAGUAUGCAACGGUUUUUCACACAGACGCCCCCAUUCAGCAUGAAUCACAUAAGCUCCUGUCAGCUCCUUUUUCACAGGGGCACCAUAGCACUGAGCAGCCAGAAGAGACACAGGCACCACAGGAACACGAGCCAAAGAGACCGCGAAAGGAGUUUAAAUAUGGGGUGUGGCAUACACCUGAACAGUUCUUGACUAGAGCUGAAGCUGUCGCUCACCCCAUGGAUGAUGAAUCCUUUCUGCAUGUGGCUACAAAGGAUGCUAUUAAGAAGGUGGUUGGAACCGACCUACUGAUACUUGCAACAGAGCGCUUGGCCACUGUUUUCAACCUGCGCAAAUUGACAAACGAACUGAAGUGCCAAGAGUUGGCCCUCAAGGACACAAUGCACCCAGAUGUCAAGCGAUGCACAGUGACCAAGAACAUCCUCCUUUUUGAACACGUCCUCAAGCAGCUUGACUUCUGGGAUUUGGAAGUUGUUUCCCUGUUGAAGCAGGGAAUUCCUUUGGUUGGGUUGCAAGCUGCGCCUAAGGGAUACAGAGAGCAGCUGGUGCCAGCGUCCAUCACAGAGGAUGAGUUGCUACAAUCAUCAGCUUGGAGGCGGAAGUCGCUGAUGUGCCAAUCCAAGCGCUUCAAACCGGAGGAGGAAGCCGCUCCCCUUAAAACUACAGCUGAAGAAGUGGCAAAGGGCUUUUUGGAAGGGCCAUAUUCAGAGCAGGAAAUCUCCGUUUUGUUGGAAACUGAGGACUGGUCCCUCAGCCCGCGUUUCGUCCUUUUCCAGGGCACUGGUGGCAAGAUCAGGGUGAUCGAUGAUGCAAAAAAGAGUGCGGUCAAUGCAGCUUACAGUUCCACGGUUAAAUUGCAACUCCAGGACGUGGACUAUGCAGCUAACAUGGUUCUGUUUUUGAUGUCAGAAGCGGCGGCAGCCGGUGUGUCUGGAGAUGAAUGGAUGGGCAAGACCUUUGACCUCAGCAAGGCUUACAAACAACUUGCCAUUCUUCCUGCUCACCAACAACAUGCGGUGGUAGGAUUUCCUGUGAGUGGCACCUGGAGAUUCUAUCGAAGUAUCUCCCUGCCCUUUGGUUGCACUGGAAGCGUGUACGGCUUCGUGAGGGUGUCUCAAGCCAUAUGGUACAUAGUGACUAAGCUGCUGUCUGCGAUAUCAAGUCACUAUUUCGAUGACUUCCCCACUUUGGAAAGAGCCCCGGGCUGCAGGGUUCUUUCUCUUGCGUUCAGCGCAGUGCUGGACAUGCUGGGGUGGGAACACGCCAAAGAAGGCGAUAAAGCGUUGAACUUUGCUGGUGCCUUCGACUUGCUGGGCGUGAACUUCAACCUUGCUUUGACUCCCAAAGGGAUUUUGCAGGUCACCAACAAAACUACGAGAAUUGAGAAACUCUGUGCUCUUUUGGACAAAGUCGAGAGUGAAGGAGAGAUCACUAUAGCACAGGCCAGCGAGUUGCAGGGCCUCCUGAACUUUGCCAUAGGUUUCUUUUCAGGGAAAGCCUUGAAACACUUAGUGGCAGCCUUCAUGCCACACGCUGACCGCGUUGGCCCCUCAAAGGCUGGGGAGCUCCAAGACCUCUGUGCGUAUGCUAAAUCAAUGCUGACUUCCUUGGGCCCGAGAACUCACUCAACUACAGGUGAAAGAAGGCCCAUACUUUUGUUCACGGACGGCGCUUGGGAGAAUGGUCAGGCAUCUGCAGGUGCCAUCUUGUUGGAUGGAGACUUUCGCAUUGGGUGCACCAUAACAGUACCCGACACGCUGGUUACCCACUGGUUGAGGCAUGUGGGCGAACAGAUCAUUUCUCAGAUUGAGCUUUGGGCCCUCGUUGCAAUCAGGUGGCAUUUCCGUGAACGACUGGAAGGUCGCAGGUUAAUCUCUGGGUCGAUAACGAAGCGCAAUAAAGGCUUCGAGCACGUCGCCCACCAUGAGGGCUCUAACUAG